AUGACGAGUCUCGAAACACUGGUCCUCAAAGGUGCUGUGGGCGAUGUAGAGUCGGGUCUGGAGCAGCUGCGCUAUACAGUCCUGUCAGAUGGCAUAGCCAGCAACAGCGAUGGCAUGUCCGAACUGCGCAUCUACAUCUGGCUCAUCCUACUCAACGUGCCUCCACUUCGCACUGAUGCCUACCUCGAUCUUGUGCGACAGGGUGCCUCGCCUGCUUACACCAAGAUCCGCAACGACACCUUUCGCACCCUGACCACAGACCCUCUGUUCCGCCGUCGCGUCACCGAGAACAGCCUCACCCGCGUCCUCAAUGCUAUUGCCUGGAAGUUGCAUGAUGCCCACGAGGCCCGAGUCAAUGGGUGGAUGUCACCACCUACCUUGUCCGUACCCAGGAGCAUCGACGGUCAGUCGGACCAGGUCACCUCGCCCACCUCGAGACACCGCGCAUCCAUCACUGGCACAGAGGGCUCUGAGGCCGGCGAUGGCGCUUCUCAUGUCGGCUAUGUUCAAGGCAUGAACGUCAUGGCCGCCCCUUUCUUGUACGCCGCCCGUAGUGAGGCUGAGGCAUUCGCUGCAUUCGAUCGCUUCAUCACAGUAGAGUGCCCUGGCUAUGUGAGAGGCUCCAUGGAUGGUGUCCAUAGAGGCUUGGCUUUGGUUGACAAGAUUCUGGCUAUUGUGGACCCCAAACUGUCCGCCUACCUGGCAAGCAAAGGCAUGGAGGCUCGCAUUUAUGCUUUUGCCAGCGUCCUGACCAUGUGUGCUUGCACUCCUCCUCUACCUGAGGUCCUCCAGUUGUGGGACUUCUGCUUUGCCUAUGGCCCGCAUCUGAAUCUGCUCUGCAUCGUCGCCCAAUUGGUUCUUAUCCGAGACCAGCUUCUGACCAGUCCAAGCCCGAACCAAAUCCUGAGAUCAUUCCCGCCCCUUCAAGCAUCCAAGAUCAAGCCCAUGGCUAUCAGCUUUGUACGAAAACUUCCAGACGACCUCUACCAACAGAUCGUCGAUCAUGCAAAAUGA
This is a messenger RNA of Aureobasidium melanogenum CBS 110374, 1014 nucleotides long. RefSeq names its product cell division control protein-like protein. Gene Ontology annotation, biological process: activation of GTPase activity; negative regulation of septation initiation signaling. Gene Ontology annotation, molecular function: GTPase activator activity. Bases 1 to 1014 code for a protein of 337 amino acids. Gene Ontology annotation, cellular component: mitotic spindle pole body. NCBI's taxonomy places the organism in Eukaryota, Fungi, Ascomycota, Dothideomycetes, Dothideales, Saccotheciaceae. The transcript is spliced from 3 exons. The record is from RefSeq and is a predicted model, not a curated record.